AUGACGGACUUUGUUCUCGAAAGGCCGAUUGAUGUUACCGCGAAGGACUACUUAGGCCAUUCUGCACUUACAUAUGCGGCAUGGGAUGACCAGGAGAACGUUGAGUUCAUGCGUUUGUUGAUCCCCCGUAUGAGCUUGCCUCAAUUGGAGGAAGUCUACCGUGAUGAAAAAUCAAUCCUUCACUACAUCUGCGAAAGAAACAAAGUAGGCAUCCAGGAUCUCAUCAAAGACUAUCUUCUUCAACAAAUAGCGGAAUGCGAGAAGAAAUGCUCGAGGGGUCGCAUUCCGCUGAUGUACGCACCGGCUAUCAUAACGGAUGAUGCUAUCGCCUCAAGUCUUAUCCACUUUUCUGGGAAGACUAUGAAAAUUUGCGACAACGACGGACAAGAUCUCAUGUACUGGUCAUCACAUGGGGACGAGCAAGGUUUGCAGUGGCUUUUGGACGAGGGGAUGGUCAGCGACGCCAGCGCUGAGACCCAGAACGGGUCCAGCCCUUUGAUACUUGCUGCUUUCUUUGGACAUCCCAGAAUGUGCAAAAAGCUCAUUGAGCUCGGAAACCCCAUUUCAAAGGCAAAUCACGACGGCUGCACAGCUCUGCACCUCGCCUGCCAGGAUGGAUACCUGGAGAUUUGCAAGCUACUCAUCGCUACGGAUAACAGCUGUGUGUUUCAGAAUCUCGGAAAACAGACACCGUUGGAGAUUGCAGCAGGUAAUGGCAACAUUAAAAUCGUUGAGCUACUUCUGGAAAAUGAUGCUCAGGUCACGGUUGGAGCAGAGAUUAGUGCUCGGAAGGCCGGUUCCCAUGAUAUCGCGGAGCUUCUUCGAUGCAAACUGUCUACUGGCAACGAAACCUCUACCGGAAAUACGAUUGCCGAGCUCUAUAGCGUGCGACUGAAGGCCGCGUGCGAAGACUCGAGCGAGUCCACACUCAUGGAGGUUUUACAGAAGGACAUCAAUCCAAACAUCCGCCUAUCGUACAAGUACCGGACUCCAUUGCACUUUGCAUGCCGGGAAGGCUGGAAAGAAGCGGUCGAGCUGCUGGUGGAAAAGAACGCCAACAUUGAAGCCCUAGACGAAGAGGGGUGCAGUCCUCUCAUGGUUGCUGUCAAGCUUGGAAAUUUGGAAUGUGCAGAGCUGCUUUCUCAGAAAGGCGCCCAGAUCACGACCAGGGACAAAUGUGGUUAUACGACCCUCCAUUGGGCGGCAGGACAAAACCAUUUCGCCAUUCUGUCAUACCUUUUGGAGGAAGGCAUCAAAGCAAACGUCCAAACGUAUCACGGACUGUGGCAUGGCGAUUUUGCCCCUUCAAGGAUGCAGCAGAACUCUUGA
Messenger RNA from Lasiodiplodia theobromae, 1329 nucleotides. RefSeq lists its product as uncharacterized. Gene Ontology annotation, molecular function: protein binding. The coding region runs from base 1 to 1329 and encodes 442 amino acids. The transcript is spliced from 3 exons. NCBI's taxonomy places the organism in Eukaryota, Fungi, Ascomycota, Dothideomycetes, Botryosphaeriales, Botryosphaeriaceae. The record is from RefSeq and is a predicted model, not a curated record.